Molecule: messenger RNA, 1107 nt
Organism: Dreissena polymorpha
Lineage: Eukaryota; Metazoa; Mollusca; Bivalvia; Myida; Dreissenidae
Exons: 3
Coding region: 107-415 (102 amino acids)
Source: RefSeq, a predicted model, not a curated record
CGAAUGUCCGUUACUGGCUGUAAAUGUAGGAAAUGAUUUAUAAAUUGAUCACACUGAUGUUCAGUUAAACCACUGCUUGUCUGUCCGUGCCUGUUAGUCCACAAAGAUGAGCAAGGCUGUGGUUUUCCUCUUCGUCAUAGGUCUUAUGAUCUCCGUAGUGACAGCCUGGUGGUCGACGGACUCACCUCUUCGGUUUCCAGACAAUUGUAACAGCGAAGCCUUGCGGACCUUUGCGACCAAUUGCGGGCUCUCGGAGCACUCCAUGGGGAACCACUACAUCCUGAGUGAUCCAAAGAGCAAUGACAUCAACAACAUCGUCAUAGUGAUACCAGAUGACUUGCGAGAUUUCGGCACGUGCGAGAAGAUCGUUCGAGAUCUCAAUGAGAGAUGCAAUAAGGAUUACUUCGACUACUAACGCUAUGUUAACAUCAACCUUGGCUUUUCACGUUUCUUCGUCGUUAUACUCUUCGAUCAGCUUUUUAUUAAGAACUGUAUUUCAGUGGUAUAAAUUAUUACAUUCGUACAAUUGUUUAUCAAAUACGAUACAACACUUUAGUGUGUUCUAAAGACAAACUAUUUUAACAAACAAUCUGGUCUUAAUGCAUGUAGUGAAAGUGUCAUCCUUGUUCUGCGUGUGUAAUUACUGUCUAAUCAUGGACGACUCUUUCCGCAUUGAGGGCAUUGUUUGUGCUAAAGAUGUCUUCUCUAAACAAAAGUCCAAUAAUGGCGCAAAGUGGUGUCCCUGCUUAGCCUGUUUGGACUGCUCAGAUUAUUUAUUACGACGCUUUGCGCACAUGCGUUAAGCCCAGUUUUUCAAGAAUGCUGUUAAUUUAAACAAAACGAAUCGAUUGUUUUCAGACUGAGACCAGGAGCUGUAAACUUUUAUUUGCCGUAAAUAUCUGUAAAUUCUUAACUGUUUUUUAUGUAUUUAAGGCCGCUUCUGCUAAUAAAUAGUAUCGUCUCGCACUUUUUGUAUUUGUUAAAUGAACAUACUUUGUCUGUGGAAAGUGUUGCAAAAUACACUCACCUUUGAUAAAAAGGCUUUUUAUACUUUGUAUACGAUGUACUGGGGUCUACAUUGCAGAUAUAAUAACAGAAAGAAAAUUA